UUGCUCAUCAACCAUAAAAUUAAUCACAUUUUUUUGGUUAUAUUUCUUUAUAUAAAUGUAGAGACAUAUAAACACACUAAUAAAUAGGCCUCAACAUUAAAAAUCCCUAGACUAUUAUAUACAAAAUUUCUUUGCAUACCUCUAUACAAAAUUUCUUUGCACACCUCUAUACAAAAUUCUUUGAGAAAGUUCUAUAAACAAAUAUGAUCAUCUCUAUCAUAACCUUUAUUCUUUUUUAAUGGAGAUAGAUCAAGAACCACAACCACAAAGUUCAGAUAACACAAACAUAAACAUGACUCAACAACCUCAAGAUCCAAGAAUCAAAGACUACAGAUGGUGGUUUCGUGUAAUCCUAUACAUAAUUUUCCUCUUAGCAGGCCAAUCUUUCUCUCUUCUUUUAGAAAGACUAUACUAUGACAAAGGUGGUAAUAGCAAAUGGAUGAUCUCAUUUGUUCAAUCAUCUGGAUUCCCCUUACUCCUCCCACUCAUUUGUUACUUCAAAUCAAAAGAAAAUUUCAAGAACAUAUUCAACAUCAAUGAUAACAAUUCCUCCAUAAUCAAACCAAGAAAUUUCACCAUCUAUCUAGGGUUUGGCAUUCUUUUAGAAGGAGUGUUCUUGAUGUAUUCCUAUGGACUUCAAUAUCUUCCUCUUUCAACUUUCUCUCUAAUAUGUUCAACUGAGCUAGGGUUUAAUGCAUUAUUCUCUUUCUUCCUAAAUUCUCAAAAGUUCACAGCAUUGAUAUUCAAUUCUGUGUUUCUUCUUACUAUAUCAACUUCGUUGCUCGCCGUUGAUUCGAUUUCCGAAGACUCAAUGGAUAUCCAUAGAGAAAACUACAUACUUGGUUUCAUCUUCACUCUUUGUGCAUGUGCUACUUUUUCUCUAUACCUUGCUCUAGUUCAAUUUUGUUUUGAGAAAGUUAUAAAAAGAGAAACCUUUGAUGCAAUCUUGGACAUGCAAUUCUAUCCUUCCCUCAUUGCUACUUGUGCUUGUGUGGUGGGAUUGUUUGUGAGUGGAGAAUGGAAAAUUUUGGACAAGGAGAUGAAAGAGUUUGAUAAUGGAAAAAUGUCAUAUGUAGUGACUUUGGUUUGUUGUGCUGUGACAUGGCAAGUGUGUUACAUUGGAAUGUUGGGGUUGGUUUUUGAGGUAUCUUCAUUGUUUGCAAAUAUUAUAGGUUCUUUGGUGCUACCCUUGGUUUCAACUCUUGCUGUUUUGUUCUUUCAUGAUGAGAUUGAUGGAGUUAAAUCUAUGGCUUUGAUAUUGGCAAUAUGGGGAUUUCUUUCAUAUAUUUAUCAAAAUUAUUUAGAUGAUAAAAAGGCUAAGGAAGUUAAGAGACUUUGUCUUGGGGUUUCAAAAGGUGAGGUAGAAAUCUCUUUUGAAUUGAGUUAAGAGAAGGAGGAGAAUAAAAUGUAAUGUUGUUGUUCUUGCAUAUUUAUUGAUACUAUAGCAAGAUAUUAGUACAUUUACAUGAAUCACUUUUUUUUACUGAUGUAUACAAGAAUUAUAUCUAUGUAGUGUGGACUUGGUUAUGAAGUUAUAAAUAUUGAUUUUGUAAAAAUGAGGUAAAUUUAAAUAAUUAAUGAAAUAUGUGUAAAAGUAAAUUGAAU
Vicia villosa (hairy vetch) is the source of this 1605-nucleotide messenger RNA. RefSeq names its product probable purine permease 11. Gene Ontology annotation, molecular function: purine nucleoside transmembrane transporter activity. Gene Ontology annotation, cellular component: membrane. The transcript is spliced from 2 exons. The record is from RefSeq and is a predicted model, not a curated record. Bases 239 to 1387 code for a protein of 382 amino acids. NCBI's taxonomy places the organism in Eukaryota, Viridiplantae, Streptophyta, Magnoliopsida, Fabales, Fabaceae.